UGUCGCUAUCUCUCGGUUCAACCUCGGCUCCCCACACAAGCUUGCCGGGAACAGGUCCUUUUCUCGAAAGCUACUUACCUCAAGCCUUGUAACUCGCCUCCGUCAAUUUUCCAACACAGGAUUGUUCACGGUCUUCUUUGUUUCGGUGCGUUCAGGAUUUCGAUACAUUGUCUAUUGCGCAAUAAGGCGUGCCCUGCCAUUCCACCUCGAGGACAUUUAUCUUUGCUACACAAGUUUGAUCGAAAUGUCGGACUCAGGCAAACCAGACGAGACGCCGGUGGCCCAGCACGAGCACGAGCACGAGCCGGAGAACGAAAUGUCGGCAACAGAGGAGGAAGAAAUAACUGCCAUGAAGCGCCGCGUGGCAGAGAUGGAAGAGGAGGCCAAGAAGCUCCGCGAGAUGCAAGCGACUCUGGAGCAGCAGUCGGCGGACCUCGCGGAUGACAAGGAGUCGGUUGAUUCGCGCAGCAUCUUUGUGGGCAAUGUGGAUUAUUCAGCCUCGCCCGAGGAUAUCCAGGCGCACUUCCAGAGCUGCGGCUCGAUUAACCGCGUCACCAUUCUCUUGGAUAAGUUUACCGGCCAGCCCAAGGGCUAUGCCUACGUUGAGUUUACGGAGCCCAGCUUGGUGGCUCAGGCACUUGUCCUGAACGAGAGCCUCUUCAAAGGCCGCAACAUCAAGGUCACCCCGAAGCGCACCAACGUGCCAGGGAUGAGCCGUGGCCGUGGUGGCCGUGGACGCGGCGGCCGAGGUGGCUUCGGAAGGGGUGGUGGUGGUUCAUUCCCCCGGGGCGGGUACCGGGGUGGUUAUCGAGGCCGUGGCCGGGGAUUCACUCCCUACUAGGAGCAGGGCAGCUCCCAUCCUAGGACGGGCCACCAAGCUUAUCAUGCCUCUGGGCAGCAGCCUGAUGCAUUCAAGAUUGAGGUGGAUGAUCACGCCGGGUUUGAUGGAGGGUCUAACUGGUGAUGAUUGCCAGUCGUGGGAUCCUCCAGUUUAUUUUCGCAUUUAGGGAAUCCGGUCGCAAACAAGGGGGAAAGAAGUCUGGUCAGGGAAGUGCGAUGUAUAAUAUCGGAUCCGGGGAGGGACAAAACAGCACAUCGUGCUUCGAGGACAGGACAAGGAGUUUUGGACUGAUUUGGUUGUUUUUAUUUCGUAUCUACGGUAACAUGCACUUUCGAGAAUAGUAACCUCCGAGCCACGCUCGACCAGGGGGGGCUCUGCUGGUUGGCUUGGUGUGAACCAAUGUUGUCCGUGGAUAGGAUGGUGACACCUUCGCCACGCAAUCAGUGUGAGGCCGCCCGUUUCGCCCCCCCCCCCCCCCC
This is a messenger RNA of Ilyonectria robusta, 1320 nucleotides long. RefSeq lists its product as uncharacterized. The coding region runs from base 245 to 841 and encodes 198 amino acids. Gene Ontology annotation, molecular function: RNA binding. The transcript has 4 exons. Lineage: Eukaryota; Fungi; Ascomycota; Sordariomycetes; Hypocreales; Nectriaceae. The record is from RefSeq and is a predicted model, not a curated record.